This is a messenger RNA of Ambispora gerdemannii, 936 nucleotides long. The record is from the annotation of a GenBank genome assembly. NCBI's taxonomy places the organism in Eukaryota, Fungi, Glomeromycota, Glomeromycetes, Archaeosporales, Ambisporaceae.
AUGGGUAGACCAGUUUCGAAAAUUGAUCAUCAGACAUCAGAGAGCGUUAAUCAACAGCCUCGUAAAGGUUCUAUCUUUAAGUAUACAAGAAAAAGAAGCGAUGCUGCUAAAAGUGUCGCAAGUAGCGAUAUCGAAUUAUCACAACAUUGCGACGUAGCUAAUACAAACUAUUUUCCGCCUACUUAUGAAGACGAAAUACUGCGGUUCCAAUUGCAACAUUAUCUUAUACGUUUUGCGUGGGAAUCGAAUUUUUCAAGUCCAGUAAUUGAAAGAUUAACUGAAGGAGCUAAAGUAUUAGACGUUGGGCUAUUAGAAAUGGCCACAGAUUAUCCUGCUUCAUCGUUUGUUGGUGUAGACACAUCACCGAUGUAUCCAGCCGAUAUAAGACCAAAAAACGUAAAAUUCCAGAUAGAAAAUAUUCUUGAUGAAUUAUCUUCUCCCAAUGAUACAUACGAUUUUGUUCGUAUACAAUUCUUGUCCACCGCAUUUACAACAGACCAAUGGGUGAAUACAGUUAUUCCGGAAUUGAUUCGUGUGUGUCGUCCAGGCGGUUUUAUAGAGUUUAUGGAAUCAGAUAACAAAUUGAUAGACGCGGGCCCCUCGACUGAAUUCAUCAUGGAAUCACUAAUAUUUCUGGCCACUAAAGGAAUAGGAAACAUUACUCCAUAUUUGCAAACUUAUCUCGCUCAAACAACUAAGUUAGCUGGAAUAUGUUAUGAGAAUAAAUCGAUUCCUAUCGGGAGAUGGGGAGGUAAACUCGGAGAAUUGGGAGAACAAGUAAUGAAACAAACAUUCGAAGUAGAGAAAAUUCCCCUUUCGCUGUUUUUGAAAAUCACCCAUGAAGAGUACGGAAAGAUAACGCGUUCAGCCACUCGCGAAUUCAGCGAAUACAAAGCGUUAAUUCCUACUUGUCGCAUAUGGGCUGAAAAAGUAUAA